Eleginops maclovinus (Patagonian blennie) is the source of this 4078-nucleotide messenger RNA. Its product is annotated as integrin alpha-X-like. Gene Ontology annotation, molecular function: integrin binding. Lineage: Eukaryota; Metazoa; Chordata; Actinopteri; Perciformes; Eleginopidae. The record is from RefSeq and is a predicted model, not a curated record. Gene Ontology annotation, cellular component: integrin complex; external side of plasma membrane. The transcript is spliced from 30 exons. Gene Ontology annotation, biological process: cell-matrix adhesion; cell-cell adhesion; cell adhesion mediated by integrin. The coding region runs from base 189 to 3587 and encodes 1132 amino acids.
GUUCCUCUAAGUGGCUGCCUUAGACCCAAGCUGUCAUCCUGUGAUUUCUGCAUUUUGGUUUCGACAUCCCCCCCGACAUUUUCAGUGGCACAAAUAUUCACUUGAUAGCAAGAAAGCAACAAAAAGUCUUCGAUAAAUGUGUAUGAGCUCAGAGAUCACUCAUUUAGUGUUUCCUUGGGAAUAACACAAUGGACUGGAUUGUUUUGACAACAAUACUUUUGUCAGUGUUAAAAGAUGCACUUUGUUUCAAUAUCGAUCCUGUGGCUUGGAAGACCCUGACGUACUCUUACGAAGGUUUUGGAUACCAGGUGGUGCAGAGGCCAUCAGACCUACUGGUGAGUGCUCCUCUUCAACAAUAUUCGCCCACAAAAAGGGGGCAAAUAUUUAAAUGCUCCGCCGAAACUGAAUUAUGCAGUGCCCUAAAAGUUUCAGUGCCAGAAAUUGCAGUCAACAUGUCCCUUGGUUUGACAAUGUCCAAUGAUCCAUCCACACAAAACACUUUGGCAUGUGGACCAACCAUCCCCAGAGACUGCAAAAGCAUCACCUUGUACAGCGGUAUGUGCAUGCAGAUAGACCGAUCUGAUCAAAUUACAGGUCCUGUACCUUCUACUGAGAAAGAGUGCCGAUCAGCAGAUAUAGCAUUUCUGUUGGAUGGUUCAGGCAGCGUCAGUAGAUCGGACUUCCAUUUAAUGAAGACUUUUGUGAAAAAUGUUGUCCGCUCACUCCUGCCACUUGACACAAGGUUUGCUAUAGCCCAGUUCUCCGCAGAACCUCAAGUCCAUUACUACUUCAAUGAUUUCUUAUCUGGAGAAUCAUGGGAAUCUAAAGUUGACAGAAUUACACAACUCAGAGGUUCAACUUUCACAGCUAAAGCCAUCAAGUUUGUGGUCAAUAAUGUUUUUACAAGAACAGAAGGUUCCAGACCCAAUGUGAAAAAGGUCUUGAUAGUCAUCACCGAUGGAGCAUCAAACGACCGGAAUUUUCUCCCAUCUUCAGCAGCAUUUGCCGAGAGACACAGUAUUGUUCGAUUUGCUAUUGGAGUGGGGUCCGCAUUUCACGAUAGUGGCGCAAAAAAUGAACUGGAAACCAUUUCAUCUUCUCCCACUGAAAAUGUUUUUCGAGUGGAGAACUUUGACGCACUUGAAAAAAUAAGGGAGACGCUGCAGGCCAAACUCUUUGCUAUUGAAGGAUCGCAAACAGGUGGAGAGUCAUUGAAAAUGGAAAUGGCUCAAGAGGGAUUCAGUGCAGUUUAUGUUCCUGGGGGGUUUCAGAUCGGUAUGGUUGGGGCUAAUGUGUGGAAGGGAGGCUACCUGCAAUACUUGAGCACAAACCAGGAGACAUUUUCAUUUCAGGCCGAUAUAGAGGAAGACAGUUACGUGGGGUACUCCAUGGCUGUUGCUAAAACGACAACAGGCACAUUGACAAUUAUUGGUGCUCCAAGAUAUAAACACAGAGGAGUUGUGAGGGUUGUUGUCAACAACUGGAACUACAAAAAGAUUGACCCCUUUCCAUGGCAGUUUCAGAUUGGUGAAUAUUUUGGGGCCGUUGUUUGUGCGAUGGACAUGAAUCAAGACAGCUACUCUGACCUUAUCCUCAUCUCCGCCCCAAUGUACAUUGACUCUGAUAGAGUGGGAAGGGUUUACGUGUGCACCGUAUCUCGUUUGGAUGUUGAGUGUCACUUAGAUUCUCCAUCAGUACUGAGAGGGGAUGCAUCUCAAAGAGGAAGGUUUGGGUCUUCCCUAGCUGUACUGCCAGAUCUGAACACAGAUGGUUUUAGUGAUUUGGCGGUUGGAGCGCCUUUGGAGAACGACGGUCAAGGCAGCAUCUACAUUUUCCACGGCGAAGGUGGAAUAAGGAUUAGCUCUUCCUACACACAGAGAAUCGCUGGCUCUGAAGUCAAGAAAGGACUCAAGUUCUUCGGCAUGUCGAUCAGUCAGUCGUCUUUUGACCAAAGUAGGGACAGUCUGCCUGAUUUAGCGGUGGGUUCAAAGGGCAGUGUUGUCCUACUUAGAUCAAAACCUAUAGUCAUGGUUGAAGCUAAAGUGUCGUUCAGCCCAAACCAAAUCCCUACUCAAAACUCCGACUGCUCAAAACCUUUGGAAGUCACAGCUAAAAUCUGCUUCAUCAUGAUAAAUCUCUCUUUAGUAGAAAAAGCUGGUGCAAAUAUUAAUUUUGUUUUAACACUGGAUGCCACACGCAAAGUCCCAAACAACCGAGCUUACAUUAGCGGGAAACAACGAGAGGCUUCUAGAGAUAUUACUCUCGACUUGACUCGGCAGAUUUGCACGGACAUUAAAUUCUUCGUUGAAUCUUGCCCAGAAGAUUCUCUCAAUGUGCUGGACAAUGAACUCAAAUUUACCUUUGAAGGAAAGCCUUCUGCCCAAAAGCUCAGUCCGAGUCUCGCCCUGCAGGCUCAGACGACAAGGUUUCAUCGCUUAGGGUUCGAGAUCGACUGCGGCACGGACAAUGUGUGUAUAGAUACAAUGAAAUUGGACUUGAACUUUAACAACUCAACUGAGGUCAAAGUUGGCAUCGAUGAACUUGUAGAAGUCACUGUCUCCGUGGAGAACAGCGGGGAAAACGCCUAUAACAGCCACGUCUUUCUCACAUACCCAGCUGGACUCUCCUUUAGGAAGUUUAAGAUUCUGCAGGGAAGAAUUGAGUGCAACUCCUUGGACAGUGAAGACGGUUUAACACGAGGAAAAACAGACUGCACAAUUGACAAGCCUAUUUUGAAGAGCAACGCUAAGGUCCUAUUCAUCGUCUCCUAUGGGUUCGAGACCAAUAGUCAUCUUGAAAGGAGGAUUUUUAUCUCUGCAAAUGCUACCAGUGGGAAUACGCAGCACUCCAGCUCAAGUGAACUCUACCAAAGAAAAGAGAUCGAUGUGAAGUACAGCAUUUUUGCUACAAUUGAAAGUUUACUCCGCUACAGCAACUUCUCUCAUGGAAAGAAUGAUUUGAAGACACCGUUGAAUCAAUUCAUUGUGGUUACAAAUGAUAUCAGAGCGCUGAAUCUCACUGUGGUGAUCAAGGUGCCGGUGAAGCUCGGAGAUAAAGACAUCUGGGUGGAUCCAGGCAGUUUGCAGAUUCCAGCCUGCCAAAGACACCACGUUGAAAAACCCUCUGUCACCGAUUUUGUUGCCAAGAUACAGAAAAACAAGUUGGUGGACUGCUCGGUGGCUCACUGCAGAGUGUUCAAGUGCAGUCAGUUCAUGGGAAGACUGGAGAGCAGAAAGUACUACAUUUCUGCAAACCUUAGUUCGGCAUGGAUAGAGCAGAUUGGACUUCAAUCUGCCAAAUUCCUCUUGACCAGUACAGCCAUGCUGGAGUACGACAGAGACCAGUACAUAUUCUUUACGUCGGGGUUUAAUAACAACCCUCCUGUUCACAAGAUUGUGGCAGAGGUAGAAUUGUAUGCAGAACCAGACUUCACCAAAGAGAUCGUGGGAGGAUCCCUGGGAGGCUUGGCUCUACUGGCUUUAAUCACAGCUGGCCUGUAUAAGGCUGGAUUUUUCAAGAGCAAAUACAAGGAAAUGAUGAACGAGGGUGCAGAAGAUCCUGGUGCUGGAGAAGGCGCACCAGAAUAAGAAAUAUUACAUCAGUGAAUGUCCCACAGAGACCCACUGUUUUAGUUCUAAUACAUCCCUGAUAUUGAGCAUGCUGAUUGCAGCUGAGCGCAAAACAACCAAACUCUUCCAAACUGUAUGUGUGAGUUUCCGAAAACCUCCACAAUUCAAUAUUUGCAUGAGAUUGCAUUUGAGAUUUUUUUUGUGGCACCACAGGUUUUAUGAAAUUAUAUAUUUAGAUAUGCAAUUAAAGUCAAGGUUUACUUUAUAUGUUUUCAGCUACCACCAUAACUUCCACUUAUUUUUGCUAUGCUGUCGCUAUUGUUCAUUUCUAUAAUUUCUUGUACUUUAAAAACAACAACAUUAUGAUCCACAUAUAUUGUACUGUAAAACUGCUGAAAUUGAAAUUGCAAUAUUGAUCAAACUAUUCAAAAUGUAUGUAAAGAGACAUUUUUAAUGCUUCAUCAUUAUUUAUUAUGCAUGUUAUUAAAAUGUAUUUUUACUUGUCUUAA